GCCUCCAUCUGGAAGGAGAAGAUUGGAGAUCUCCUCCCUCCCUCCCUCCCUGGCUGAUAAACGCUGGCGGAGGCAGAGACAGGGCCGAGCUUUGGCUGAGCCUGUGCCAGGGAGGAGAAGGUGGUGGAGGGAGGAAAAAGCAGCUGGAGGAGAAGCAAGUAGGAGGACAACUAAGAGGAGAAGGAGAAGGUGGGGGGGGCAACCGAGAAAAGGAGAAGGUAGUGGAGGAAAAAGCAGCUGGAGGACAACCAAGAGGAGGAGGAGAGGGUGGUGGCAGACAACUGAGAGAAGGAGAAGGUGGUGGAGGAAAAAGCAGCUGGAGGAGAAGCAAGUGGAGGACAACCAAGAGGAGGAGAAGGUGGUGGAGGAAAAAGCAGCUGGAGGAGAAGCAAGUUGAAGACAACCAAGAGGAGAAGGUGGGAGAGGCGGAAAAAAAAGCAGCUGGAGGAGAAAGUGGUGGAGGACAACCAAGAGGAGGAGGAGGAGAAGGUGGUGGAGAAAGAGCAGUUGAGGAAGCUCAACACAGCAUCAAGGGAAAGGUUCAGGAGGAGCAAAUCUGGGAUGAAGAGCUGAGAUGUGUUCACCUGGAGGACACCCAUGUGGUUUUUUGGUCUCUCUUUUCCUCCUUCCCUGCAGCUCCAGCUCAGAAGGGAGGACGCUGAGGGCACCAUGACCUUCUUCCUCCACCCACGGCUGCCCACCUGGCAUCUGGCCCUGGACUACCACACAGCGAAGCAGUUUGAAGUGGACAUUACCUUGGAUCCAACCACAGCAGGUCCUGAGGUCAUCCUCUCUGACAACCUCAAGGAGGCCACCUGGGGUAGACCUGGACACCGCUGGCCUGAGGGGCCAGGCCAGUUUGACACCGAUCCCUGCAUGCUGGGCAGCCAGGGCUUCACCUCGGGCCGGCACUACUGGGAGGUGGAGGUGAGGGGGCGCUUCUGGGCCGUGGGAGUGGCCCUCGAGUCGGUUCAGAGGAAAGGUCGAGUCCUCUUCAAGCCCAACGCUGAGAUCUGGGGCUUGCAGAAGUAUGAUGAGCUCUGCGUGGCCCUCACAGCUCCUUCCAACACCUCUGUCCCCAUCCUCAACGGGGAAAUCGGCGUCUACCUGGACUAUGAGGUGGGCCAAGUCUCCUUCUACGCCGUUGGCAGCCGGCAACGCAUCUUCACCUUCCCUGUGGCCUCCUUCAGCGGGGAGAGAGUCUUCCCCUACUUCUGUGUCCUCCUCUCCACCAUCAAACUGUCCCCCAGAGCUUGAUGGGCACCGGCAGGGUCCUGCCCUGAUGCUGGUUGCUCUCUCUGGUGGUUGGAAGUGCUCCUUGAUGCUCCUCAGCUUUUCUGUCUCCAGGGCUUGGAGUCAUUUCCACCUCAGCUCAUGGUUCUACCUCCGCUUUGGGUUCUAGCUGGGGGU
This is a messenger RNA of Pogoniulus pusillus (Red-fronted tinkerbird), 1410 nucleotides long. Its product is annotated as zinc finger protein RFP-like. Gene Ontology annotation, biological process: protein ubiquitination. Lineage: Eukaryota; Metazoa; Chordata; Aves; Piciformes; Lybiidae. Gene Ontology annotation, molecular function: protein binding; ubiquitin protein ligase activity. The transcript has 3 exons. Gene Ontology annotation, cellular component: cytoplasm. The coding region runs from base 598 to 1257 and encodes 219 amino acids. The record is from RefSeq and is a predicted model, not a curated record.